AUGGCUCCCCCAACCUUCCAAAUCCACUACUUCUCCACGGCCUCCUCCUACACGAAAAAGCAAACAGAAUCCCUUCCCGCUCCCCUCCCACUCUCCAAACUCUUCGAUCUCCUCGAGUCACGAUACCCGGGUAUUAAAGAGAAAGUGCUGGUUAGCUGUGCGGUUAGUGUUGGGUUAGAGUAUGUCGAUGUCGAUGCUGAUGUGGUAAAUGUGGAUGGCAAGGAAAGGAAGGAUGCUAGAGAUGUUCGGAUGAUAGGCCCUGGGGAGGAGGUGGCGAUUAUUCCACCUGUUAGUUCGGGAUAG
Molecule: messenger RNA, 303 nt
Organism: Paracoccidioides brasiliensis Pb18
Exons: 1
Coding region: 1-303 (100 amino acids)
Biological process (GO): Mo-molybdopterin cofactor biosynthetic process
Cellular component (GO): cytosol
Source: RefSeq, a predicted model, not a curated record